Molecule: messenger RNA, 1419 nt
Organism: Microthlaspi erraticum
Lineage: Eukaryota; Viridiplantae; Streptophyta; Magnoliopsida; Brassicales; Brassicaceae
Source: the annotation of a GenBank genome assembly
AUGAAAGGGGCAGGUGUUGUUAAGAAGAAAGCCCAGGUUUUUAACGACGCUGGUGAGGCCGUAGAAAUCGUCGGAGAAAGCCGGAAAAGAAGCAGCGACGGUGGGUUCGCCAGUGACGACGGCGGUGGCGGAGGUGGAGGUGGGAGUGGAGAGUCGAUUCUUCGCGAGAUGGGUGAUGAUAGGCGUACGGAGGAUGGGGAAGAAGAAGAAGACGACGAGGAUGAAGACGAUGGUGGGGAUGAGGAAGAAGUGGAAGGAGAAGACGGAGCUCAAGAGGAAAGGCCUAAGCUUGAUGAAGGCUAUUUCGAAAUCGAAGCUAUUCGUCGUAAGAGAAUUAGAAAAGGAAAGGUCCAGUAUCUAAUUAAGUGGCGAGGGUGGCCCGAAACUGCCAACACAUGGGAGCCUCUAGAGAAUCUCCAGUCUAUUGCUGAUGUUAUAGAUGCAUUUGAAGGAAGUUUGAGACCAGGAAAGCCUGGGAGGAAGAGGAAACGCAAAUAUGCAGGUCCUCAUUCUCUGAUGAAGAAGAAGCAGCGUUUAACCUCUACGUCAAACGAUGCUGCUGAGAAAUCUGACUCUUCUAAUACAUCUCUCAACAACUCUAGCCUUCCUGAUGAUAUUCCUGGUCCAGUCGAUCUCAGUGGUUCGAGUCUACGAAAAGGAGACGGGGAAGCGAAGAAUGCUUAUGCAUCUAACCAAGUUGAAGCUAACAGCGGGAGUGUUGGGAUGGUGAGGGAAGUUGGUUUGGUUGAAGAGGAGAAAGAAUACGAUCCGACACUCAACGAGCUAAGAGGACCUGUCAAUAACAGUAACGGUGUAGCAGGAGGUUCACAAGUAGGAGGCGUUGGUUCUGAAGGUGAUAAUGUAAGACCAGCCAAUGGACUUCUCAAGGUUUAUCCUAAGGACCUUGAUAAGAACAGUCGUUUCAUUGGUGCUAAGCGGAGGAAGUCUGGCUCUGUGAAAAGAUUCAAACAAGACGCGUCAACUAGUAACAACCACACAACAGUUAUGGAUCAUCAGAAUGUGGCACCGGAAUUGACUACGUUGGACUCGUUUGGUAGAAUUGCAAGGAUAGGGGAUGAGUAUCCUGUUAUGGAUCAUCAGAAUGUGGCACCGGAAUUGACUACGUUGGACUCGUUUGGUAGAAUUGCAAGGAUAGGGGAUGAGUAUCCUGGUGUGUCGGAGAACAAUAAUGGGGCUCAGAAAAGCAAGAUGGAGGAGUUGGACAUCACAAAGAUCCUUAAACCGAUGAGCUUUUCAACAUGUUUAAUAAACAAUGUCCAAGGUGCAAUGGUGACCUUUUUGGCGCUGAGGUCUGAUGGGAAGGAAGUGAUGGUGGACAACAGAUUUCUCAAGGCUCACAAUCCUCUUCUGCUGAUUGAUUUCUACGAGCAACAUCUCAAGUACAAUCCCACAGCUUGA